Molecule: messenger RNA, 933 nt
Organism: Penicillium oxalicum
Lineage: Eukaryota; Fungi; Ascomycota; Eurotiomycetes; Eurotiales; Aspergillaceae
Exons: 2
Coding region: 1-933 (310 amino acids)
Molecular function (GO): carbon-oxygen lyase activity, acting on phosphates
Source: RefSeq, a predicted model, not a curated record
AUGUCGCUUGCCAUGAUAUCUGAAGAGGAGUAUGGCCAAGUCCUAUCCGACUUUCUAAAGCAAGUCGGGUUUCGAAUGCCCUCUAUUGGCUACGAUUCCUCCCUCGAGCAACCUGUGAUUGCGUAUGGCAUCCACGCAACCUUUGUUCUUUUUAUUGAUGAUAUUGUUGCGGAGUUGGGGCAAUCAUUGGAUCACUUCCAGCAGAAUCUUGUGCGAGGUAGAUGUCAGGAACAUUCCGUCCUGCAAUCCUUGGUGGAUUUCCUCGUACUGGAAGACGGAUACAUGGGCUCAUACGGCCGCUCGAUGAUGCUGAAAUCUACCAUUGAAUUUGUCAGCGGAUGCAUCAUUGAACGAGACUAUGAUGGUAAGAUGCGACCGCCGUCUAAAGCGAUAACGUUCCCAGACUAUCUACGUCAGAAAACCGGCUACACUGAACCCUACGCCCAUUUCGUCUACCCCGAAGAGAUGUUUCCGGAGGCAACUCAUUUACCACUCUAUCUGCCAAUCAUCCAAGACCUCUGUGAAUUUAUCAGCUACCGAAACGACAUUCUUUCUUUCUUCAAAGAAUCCGUCAUAGGCAAUGAAAGGCUGAACUACAUCUGCAAUGUGGCUUUUGUCAACGACCUUUCUCCUGCCAAUGCAUUACGCUUGGUAUGCCACAACGUGGCGGAAAACAUCAAACGCAUACGCACUGUCCUUUCGGGUCACCCAUCUAUGCUCAAAGUCACUGAAGAAUUUCUCUGCGGAUAUAUCGCCUGGUACAUCAACCAAGAUCGUUAUCAUUUGACGCACAUUACAAUUCGAGACGCGGAUGAUAAGAUCAGUCAGCGAACAACACGGCCCGUAUCGGAUUCAGUUGAUAUGACCAGCACCCUGGGAACAUUGCAACGAAGUGGUACCAAGAGGCAAUACACUUUAGCCGCUUGUAUUUGA